AGCUUCGCCUCUCUUUGUUGUCACACGCUCUGCUCUCCAACAACGAUGAGUGUGACGUUGGAGUCGCUUGCGGUCAUAAACCCUAACCCGAACGCUAGCCACAGCUCACUGUCAUCGAAGAUGGCUCCGAUGGGGGCGUCUCUACGGUUUGCUCCGCUGCUCAGGCCUCGCGGUUACAGAGUCUCGGUUGUGGCUAAAGGCGUUUCUCCCAAAGGGCUUGGGGUUCGGUUUCUUUCUAUGGAUCGACGGAGCUCGUGUAACCUCUCGAUUGUAGCUUCCGCAGCUUCUCACGAGGAAUCGAAUAUAAAUAUUGAAGUGGAGAAUGAUAAGGAUGAUCCCAAGUUGAGGGCUGAAGAUUCACAAGAAGCUUGGCAAGAGGUUCUAGAUUCUUUCAGAGAACAAGCCUUGAAGAUGCAAAGUAUUUCCCAAGAAGCAUAUGAGAUAUACUCCAAGAAAGCAGCUAUCGUCCUGAAAGAAACUUCAGAGCAGUUGAAGAUACAAGCAGAUAAGGCAAGACAUGAUUUGAGUGUGAUAGCGAAGGAAGUUGGUGAAGAAGGCAAAGUAUAUAUCUCCACAGCUGCAGAAAAUUCGCCUGAACCAGUCAAGGAGAUUGUGGAGAUAUAUACUACGUCAACUGAUGAUCUAAGUGAAAUUUCUAGAGCCCAUGACUUCCAUGUUGGGAUACCAUAUGGUCUGAUCCUUUCUCUUGGUGGGUUUCUUUCCUUCAUGCUAACGGGAAGCAUUGGUGCCAUUAGAUUUGGCGUUAUCCUUGGUGGCACUCUUUUGGCUUUAAGCAUUUCAAGUUUGAAGUCAUAUAAAAGAGGAGAACCAUUUCCUCUAGCCUUGAAAGGACAGGCAGCAAUAGCAAGUAUAUUGUUUGUACUGGAGUUACGCAGGCUGUCUCAGGGUCCAUCAUUUCUGAGUUUCUUUACAACCCUCAUCAGCGGUGCUGUGGUGGCAUUCUAUGUCUACAAAAUCAUUGGAGAUCAUAAAAAGCGGAGAGGCUCAAACUUGGAAAACCAGACAGAAAAUUAGUUCAAUUGGCCAAGCAAAAGCAAUUUAAACUUUUCCAUACGCUCCAGGUGGAGGUUUUACUGGACUACAAUAGAGCUUUUGGGAGGACUACAAAUUUUUCAGAGGCAGUAUUGUUUGAUGAGGUUGCGGAAUGCUGCCAGGGGCAAGAGAUAAUCUGGGCUUUUCUCAGAUUAGUUUGUACUUUUUUAUCCUGUUAAUUAAUUAGGAAAUAAUACCGAUGUUACCAUAACAUGGCCUACGUGCUCCCUUUGAUUUGGGAGGUGCUAGAAAUAGUGGUUUGCUUUUCAUCUUUUUCUGUAUCUUUUUGAUGACCUAAGUUUGUUAUGGUCAUGCGUGUUCUCUGCGGCUUUACUAAAUUCAUGCUGUCAGAUUGUUGAUCACAUUUUUCUUUCAAUAAUUUAUUGUCACCACUAAGUAUAUAUUUUCUAUUAA
This is a messenger RNA of Alnus glutinosa, 1467 nucleotides long. RefSeq names its product protein FATTY ACID EXPORT 3, chloroplastic. Bases 46 to 1035 code for a protein of 329 amino acids. The transcript has 7 exons. The record is from RefSeq and is a predicted model, not a curated record. NCBI's taxonomy places the organism in Eukaryota, Viridiplantae, Streptophyta, Magnoliopsida, Fagales, Betulaceae. Gene Ontology annotation, cellular component: membrane.